UUUUUAGCAUGCGUUUUCUCGCUUCUGAGCGAGAAUUAAAAAGAGAUUAAAAAGAGAUGGAUGAUGCGACUCUCCAAGAGCCUUAACUUGUGAUCGUGAUGUUCGCAAUAAACCAAAGUAGCGUUUUUGUACACAUUUGCUACGUCCAUAUAUUGUAUAGUGUCGAUGUGUUGUUACGCAGAUGAAAAAUUGAAGCCGCCGUGCGUGUUACCAGCGGCAGUGAAAUCGCAUUUCAGCUAAUUAUCGCAUUGCUCUUUCCGCAUUAUCACGCGUGCGAUUUGCGACGGUGCGCUAUUCGGCGUUUAGGAAGGGAGGGAAAAAAGCGCAAGAGAUCGUUCGACGAUCGCGAGAGACACACCCGGUGUGUCGGGGCAAUUAAAGCGCGUCGGCGCGUCGUUGCUGCAGCAUGCACCCGCGAUAAUUGCUUCCGUGUACAAUGUGUAAACCGCUUCCGGCCGCUCGCGCGGCUAAACCGCGCGUAAUCUGUGCGCCGUGUAACGACGAAUUUCACGAAUUGCCCCGGCCACGUCGGCCAGAUGUCGGCCGACCACCAGGCCACAUAUCGCUCUCCUCCCUUCCCCCCCCUCUCACUCUCUCUCGCUCUCUCUGUCGCUUACUCGUACGCGGAAAUGCAUCCGCGGGGUUGCAAUUGGUCUCUGCAUCUCCCGAAGGGCCCGGGCUCGCUGCGCGAGAUAAUUGGCGGUCUGUCGGAGGAGUCGGCCGACUUUAUUCGACAAACGACUUAGUUGCAGCUCCGGCUAUUAAUCCGCUUGUAAUAAAUUGGUCGUACUCUUCAUACGAAGAGAAAUGAUUCAGCAAAGAGAGAGAGAGAGAGAGCGCGCUCAGAAUAACUCUUCAAUGGCGAAAGAAUCAUUCGUUCGCUUAUAUAACUGAACGGGACAAAGAAUGAUUCAAUACGUUUCUCGACUUGUGGAAGAGCUUUUCAGCAUGACGUACAGAGAUUCGCGAAAAGAAAUUAACUCGAUCUUCGUGCUCGGAUUGCGAAUUGCUCCGAGCACCACUGCCGUCGGACGGCUGGGUUGGUUAGUCGGUCGGUCGGUCGGCGAGUCGCGUGGCGGAAACUGUCGCCAAGAUACUGCCAGAUAUCCUAAUGAACUCGAGCUUCUCUAAUUACUCGGCCUGCAAUGCGCCCUACACGGCCCGCCGGAAUUCCUCGAGUGAGACGAUCGUCUUCGUGCAUCCGCCGAUCUCCCCGUGAACUCCGACGCGUCCUUCCGAGAGAACUCUUUCGUUCCUCGACGGGGUUUUGUCAUCUCGCUCGACAAACUCGAAGAAUCGACGUAUGAAUGCUUUGAAAAGUGUAAUUACGAGCGAACACAACUUUGACACGUUCAUUGUUACGUAUGUGUGACUUCAUUUCGCCGGUGUGUUUGGUUAUCGCUUUAUUAAGAAAUAUUUGCCGGAAAGAAACAUAUCAUUGAAAUAUUGGAAAAACAUAAUUAUAUUUUUAUAUUUUAAUUUAUAUAAUUCUGUUGUAAUUCUACUAUUCUUUUUUUAUUUAAUUAAAUAAAGAGAUAUUUAACAAUUUAUAAUAUAUCAAGAUAUUAUAUUAAAUUAUAGUUAUUACUGAAAAUCAUAGAGAGAGGAUAAUAUAAUUAUGAUUUGUUUCCUUUUUCAUUUUCUUUAUAUUCUUAUUUAUUAUCUUUUAAUCUAUCAUUUACUCUCUUCUUUAUUAAUAAAACAACAUUCCCUUUAGCAAAAAGAAAAUACUAAAUUUAAAAGAAACUAAUUGUUAGAGUAAAUUAGUCAAGAAAUAGCAGACAUCGAACCAGCAGUUUGUCAUUGUAGUUGUCAAUAUAUAUAGUCUAUAGACUAUAUAUAAUUUUAUAUAAAAAUAAACUCAAGAUUUAUGUGCACAACAAGAGUGUUUGUAUCUUUAGAUACACGCAGUCUAAGCGGAUUGUCGACUGUGUUCGCCGGCGGCGGGCGAAAGUUUUUCCGCGGCCGUCAAGAUGUUAACGUUCAACAUUAUGCUCACCGGAUAUCGAUAUCCGCAAUUAAUUUCCGUAACGAAAUCGCACAACGGCUGAAACGAGCUCGUGAUCGUCGAGGGCGAUCACGCAAAGUGACAACGAGGAAAUACGCGAUACCACGACGAAUUACUCGCGAUACGGUCGACGGAGAGCCGACACGACUGACGGGGAAGAAACAAGCCGAAGCGGGUUAAGAGAGUUGGACCCUUAAUUGAGCGCUCGAGUUUCAGCGGCGAGUCACUCACUCAGUCUCUCUCUUUUUCUUCCUCUUUCUCUCUCCCUGGUAUACCAAUUACAACCGCGGUAACGAUAUUUACCAUUGUCGGGGCGAACCGACGCGGCGCUCUCGCGCCUAUCCGUGGCAUUAGCGCGGCGCCGUAAUAACACGGUUAAUCCGACGAUAAUUUCUGUUCGCGGUAAUCUUAAUUGCCCGGAACACCGCGAAUCCUCUCCCCCGUAUCGCGUAGGCGGCAACGCGCGGCUACGCACCCGUCGUCGUUCUUUCCCUUCACCGUGAAAUGGGGGUUAAAUUGGGCCGGCAGGGGUGACCGCGGCCGAAAAGAGCGAGAAAGCAAGAGAGAGAGAGAAACAGAAGUCACGUUGGUGCCGAAAGAGUUCAUCGGAAGUUGCGUUGGUCGAGAUCGUUCGCGCGAAGAAAAAUCGUCGCGCGCGCGCUUUGACGUGAUUACAGGUCGAUUAGAAAUUUAUCUGAUAAUCAGGUUGACCCCAAUCAGUCAUCUAGUUUAUACAAGAUGAUGUUAUCGCAUCCUAAUUGUUGAGAAUCCUUAUUAUUAAUAAGGUUUUGAUCGUCACACCGUAUUACAUGACUUAUUAGGCCAAUAACAUCACCAUUCAACAAACCAGAUAACUGAUUAGGAUCAACCCAAUGAGGAUCAUGAGACCAUGAGAAAAUUACUAUAAAAUUCUCUCACGGAGGAAAUUUUAUAGUAAUCUUCACGAUAGUAUUUUUCACUUUUCUAAAUUACUAUAGUAAUUUUGACUAAGAUUCUUUUCGUGUAAAAAUUUAUCCCAUGGUUUCCAUCAGGUUGAUCCCAAUCAAAUAUCUAGUUUAUGUAGCAAAAAUCUUUUCAUCAGUUUUGUAAGCGUAAAAGAGAUCAACACUGUGCAGCAAUCAAUUGUUCUUUCAUUUCAUGUGUUUCUUAUAUUUUGGUAACUAAAGUACUCUUUUAAAUAAAUUUGCUACGUUUCUAACGAAAUGCAUUGUGUUCCUUAGACCAAAAUAAACUUCACUGACAUUGUAUAUCCCUGCAUUACUAGAAACAUGUAGUAAAACUGAAUAGAAUUUGUGUGGAAGAAAGAAACUAUAAUGUUCUUUCCGUGUGGUCGAGAGGUUCAUUAAGAAUGUUGGAAUUCUCUGUAUCAAGGUACACGCACACGUGUACAGUCGUUUGCAUAAAGGUAGUAAUAUUUCUUUUGGACGAGCUCAUACAAUACGAUGAUAUUUACGCUUCUGCUCAUACAUUACUGUUGUACACCACGUAUUUGAAAAUUUGACAGCUCUCAAACCGCUCAAUGCUUAAGCUCGUGUGCAGAGGUUCGUAUGGCGGUAUUCAUAGUCCGAUCUUAUAUUUAAGAUUAUCUUAAGUACUGUCUUAAGAUGUCAUGAACCAAUUACAGAGCAGUAUUCGCAUCUUAAGACAUUACUUAAGACGGUCUUUGAAAUAAGAUUCGACUAUGAAUUCCAGCCGUAGUCUCGUCGAAUUCGCGUGUUCAUAAACCUGCCCGGAAAAAAGUGUCACAAACUUUACGCAAACGACAUCGUGUGCACGCACGUACACACGCGUCCAUCCCUUGGAUUUGGUCGCUGAUGUAACCUGCAUCGACUCGUCGCGAUCGGCAAAUUGACGAUAACUCGCAGCCGUUUGACAUCGCUUGACAUCAAAAUCAACCCGUCGACGUAAUAAAACGAUCGCCGACAAUCAGGCCGAUUACGCCAAUGAACGUCCAAUGCGGAACGCGCACGGUACGCUGCAUCGGCGCGUUCCACCGAUUUCUUUCCAAUGAGACGCAUUGACGACGAUGACAACGACGAUCGCGUCGUCGUCGGUCGUCGGCUCGACUUCUUGUACGCGUGCGACGAAGGCGCGAUCAUCAAAACAGAGAGCGAGCGAGCGAGAGAGAGAGAGAGAGAGAGAGAGAGAGAAAGAGAAAGAGAGAUAUUCAAUGACGACGGCGAUUCGCAACUUUGUGCGGGAGGCUCGCGCACUAACGCCUUUUCCGCGGUCUCGUUACGGAUUAUGUAAGCGCCAUGCGUCGAUCGACACGCCGAUCGGCACGUGUUACACCGGUUAUGCGUCCCGGAAUGAGACAGCCAGUCGCGAGAUUCUACGCGGCUAACAGGUGCGACGGUGACGUCGAGUGCGAGCGGACGAUGGACUGCGAGCGUAGAUAAAGGAGUCGCAUCGUGGAAAUACCAGAAGCCACAUUGCAGAUCGCCGAUUAAUUGCCUACACGGCGCACGUCGCGGAACGGUUUCGUGCGGGCUUAGAAAUACGGACAUAAACGAGGAAGGAAAUUUAAAUCCUCGAUUAGCUUUUUGCUAUCGUUGUUUUGCCACCGUAGAUGUACGAUGUCGUGUAAAGUGGCAAGAUAAAAUAAGUCGGCAAAGUGAAAAGGAACCCGCGCUCGAGACUUAACACGUUGACAGGCGCACACUUACGACAUAAAAAACUUCUCUUGCCGUCUACACGCGAAGAGAAUAUAUAUUAUAGUUAUUUUUUCAUGUAAAUUUUAUUUCCAACUUAAAAACUGAAUAUAAUUAUCAGGUUCUCAAAGGUACGAUCAAACAUAGGUAAAAAUUUUAUCUAUGUUUUAUUCUGUCCAAUUUCACCAUGUUUUCUAGUAGUGUACGAAUAGACUGUCAAUAGAGUUCAUCUUCUGAAGGAACACAAUAAACUUGUUCAAAAAUAGUAGAUACUUCACAUACAGACAUACGCAUACACACACGUAUCACAUUAUGUACUAAAAUAUGAAGAUGACACGUAUGAAACGUAUGUAACGUAACGUAAUAAUAAAUUAAGGCAAAAGUCUGGUCUGUUCCUUGAUAACCAAUCUUGGUUAUAAGGUCCUAUAACAGUUUUUAUUACAAAAUCUUCUGCGUGUAAGAAAAUGAACAUUCGCCUUAUACAUAAGUCCAAAAAUCUAUCUUCACCUACUCCCUAUAAUGUUAAUAACAGACAAUUAUCAUUGAUAAAUAUUUCUUUACAAGACGAUUACCCUUCGCGGAAUGAAGUCACACAUACAUGACAGCAGCCGUCAAAACGUCAAUUCACUCGGGAAUACCGCGCGCGGUCGGUUACCUCACUAUCGUACGCGGCGGCCGACCGAUCAUAACUUCGCUAGUUCCGAAAGAACCGAUCGCGGAGAUCGACUGGCGAUUGAUGUUGACACGGAGACUGGGAUAACCCGAGCGCACGAAGUGCUCGUGGCGGACGCUUUCGUGGAUGACGGGACUGAGCUAUAAUUAAAGCGGUGGCCGGGUCAUUACGCCGUACCGGCGAUAAAUUACGACUUUUACGAGGCCCCGAGCAAGGCCGCGCGAAUGCGCACCGGGUCCGAGGAGGAACCUCUUCCUCGCAGCAAGCCUCGCCGCGGUGCGAGGCGUCACGGUGCGUUCCGUCGAGGAAUCGAAAAUGACGACGGAUGAGACGGGGGGUUGGGGGCCACCGCGGUGGCGGGCCCUUCACGCGCGCGGGACUUGCGAAAAACGUACGCGCGUUUACAGCCGUGAGGUACAAAUUACGGAGGAUCGUGACCGGCGUCGAGAUCGUCGCCUGACAAGACGGGCUUCCUUCUUCUGCUUUCUCUCUCCCUCUCUUUUUCUCCCUUCCUCGCGUCCCUUCCUCUUGAGUAAAGGACUAACGGACACGGCGUGUAAGGCCCCUUGAAUACCGAAAAUACGUCGUGACAUCGGAUAAUCGAUAAGACGGAGUGUCGCCCGGACGCUCGCACGUCCCCGCGCGUAAAUAUUUUGAUUAAUGAUCCCGUGAGGAUCGUCCGGUCGGCUCUUGCUUCUCGAGUCCGGGACGCAACGGCCCGAUUCCAAAACCGGAUACCCCUUUCGUGUCCCCUUCUCGCGUCGGAGAGAUCCACGUCUCGUCUGGUCUCUCUGUCCCUCUCUCUCUACUCCUUUCUAUUCUCGUCCUCGUCCGACCAACGAUCCGUCGGCCGUCUCAUUCCCGCUGUGUGUGUUUGGUCCUGCCUGCGGUCGAACGCAAACACGUUCCGCCGAGGAGGCUUUCCGAGGAUCACGUGGACGGGCACGCCGGCGUGGAUCCUGGGAAAGAGUCCGUGCAUUGUCCUGGCGUUGUCGGAAAAACUGGUCGUCACCAACUGACCGUGGAUAAUGCGGGCCCUUUCCUUCUUCGCCCGGCACCGUUCGCGUUAAAUGUCCCGGCGUAUUAUCUCGCCGCUCGAAACAACGCCCAGGACGACCGGAGGCGUUAACGUCCAAGACCAGUCGGACUUGUCCCAGUUCGCGGCGUGCGACGCGUGCCGUUGUUCGAUCUCGAGGAGGUCUCUCACCAGUUUUAUUCGGGGCAAAACGUUCUCUCUGGCGCGCGGAUCGCAAAGAUCCGAGAGAGGAUCCUCGCGACGAGGUAUACUUGCCGCCAAGGGGUGUACCGUAAAUCAAGGCGUCCGUUCAUCGGCGAUCCCCGAACAAUCCGAACGAUAUGCCGUGCCCCCUUCGGACGGCUCCUCGGCCAUCGCUCGAGAUUAGGUUCUGGACCGACGGAGAAAGGGGCACAGAGGGCGAUAGAGCGAAAGACAGAGAGAGAGAGAGAGAGAGAGAGAGAGAGAGAGAGAGAGAUGAACAUUAAUCUGCCGAUUACAGGAACUCGGGAACCUCCCAUUCCAAGUAGCACGACUGGUACAAGAUUCCCCGUCUUCGGUUAUUGCGCAAUAGUCGUUCGGGAUUCGACCCUACCCGCCGUUUCCGCCGGGACUAACCCUCGGAUCCUCCAUCGAUCGGCGACCUUGAAAUUAGGAUGACCGCCGAGUUAAAGAGUGAUGACGGAUAUUUGUGGCUUGUCCGCGACGGAUCGGCCGAUCUCCGUCCUGAACCCUAACGUCUAUUACCCUAUUUCCUGCGAAGGCUGCCGACUCCGGCGACUGCGACCUCGCGAGAGGUCGGAUCGACGUUUGUUCGGUCGUUACGUUAUCUCGACAUUGAGAACUCGUGACUGGACUCGAUCGAUCAUACCGGCGCGCUCGUUGGACCCAAUUAACUCGAAAUUGUCUUCACUCUUUUUUUACUCGGAAAUACAUUGUACGUUUCGAGUACUGUAUCAAUAGGCGGGCUCUCUGAAGUCUUUCGAAUGAGCGAGUGCGCGUAAUGUUGAUAAUAGAUACAUAGUCCUUAUUCUGAACUCUCUUCUAUCGAGAAAAGGGUUUCUACAUGUGCACCUUAUAAGCUUCCUGAUUGGUUUCCAAUCAUAUUUCGAGACUCUUUCAUCAGGAAAAGAAAGGACUUACGUCUUUAACGUGUAAACGAGAGCUUUUUGUAAAUUGUUGAGCAUAUUUUAAGGAUUAAUAUUAUCCUAUAAUCUCUUACAGUUGAAUCUUAUUUUCUGAAACAUGUCGCAAAGUAAAGUGUGUUCACCUCUUUAUGAUCCCGAUUUUACAGGCUUCUAGUCGUGCUGUGAGUUUAUCAAUCGCGAAUAUAAUGUUGGGCAUUAAUCAAUUAAAAUUUCAGUUGACCGAAAUAAUUGGCAAAUCAAUAAUCAAGAUCAAUCAAUUGUCAUACAUGUAAUCACGAAUAAUUUAAUCGAUUGACGAGAUUAAUUAUUUACCAAACUUUGGUUUGAUUGAUUGUAUCCUGAUUAAUAAUUAAUUGCAUCAGUACAUUGAAUUAUUCGUGAUUACAUAUAUGAUUGAUUGAUACGCGAUUAAUUUUUAUUGUUGACUGAAAUUUGAUUAAUUUAGUCAACUAAAGUUUUAAUUGAUCACUGCCCAGCAUUGAUUGGGAAAUAGUUGAAUCGUGACUGUAGAACCUCAAUAGAAUAGUUUGAUCGUGAGUCAACAAUGUUGGAAACAAUGUCGAGUCACGAGUUGAGAGCGCGCGAGCAAAGUAACGACAUGAACUAAUACAAAAAAGUCACAAGCGAGAAGACAAGAUGCUUUAUCCAGGCUCAAUUUCUUAAGUGUCACGUUUUCCUCUAUUUUUUGCAUUCGUUCAACCACUGAUCCAGUAGUGUAACUAAAACAAUAAGCAAAUGUUGACAAUAGACUCAACGGUGGAAAUUUCGAUUUUUACAUUUUUAAGUUUGCAAAUAUCGUUGAACUUACGGGCCAAUAAAGAAUUUCAAGAUAUAGCGUUUAUAUAGACUAUUGUAAUCUUUUGGCGCUAUAAAUCGUAAUUUAUUGUCGUUUUCUCUACGUGGAGACUUAAGGAAGAAUUUGUUGAGAGCGUUUAACCAAGUCGAAAUUUUUAUUCUACAUUGACACCGUCGAAUUUGGAAAGGAGGAAUCUCUAGAUGUACAAGCUAUUGGUUUGUACGUUCGCAGAUAAUUGUUUACUAUUUGUUUAGUAUUUUCGCGAUGCACUUUGGCGACGUAUUUCGCCGAGGUGGUUUACCGAUUAGCGUUUCUCAGUCGCGGUAGCGGCCUUCAACGCUCGUCCUUGCACCCCUCGCGCGAGGUCUCCGUCUUCGCCGGACAAUGUCGUUCCCAGAGGAUACAGUCGAUUAUAUUUAUUAUUUGUUCUCGAAGAGAGAGCAGACACUCGCGCGUUGGGGGAUUGUCGACGUUGCGAAUGAAAUCGUGACUCGGUCUCGCGGUGGGAAUCGCAGUUAACGCGCGUGCGAACAAUCGAUAGAUGACAUAUUGUUCGUAACAAUCGCGUGCAGCGGGUAUUAAUCGAAUAAAAUAGUUGCUAACUAAGUAUCGCUUCAUCUCUUGCCUAGCUGUCGGAAUUAUCGUAGCUUCCAUGCGCAUAUACAUACACGCCCGCCAUAUUUUUAUGUCAAUUUCAUACGAAAAUUUCACUAUUGCAAUGCGAUAGAAAGAAUGAAGAUAAAGAAUUCAUUUUUUUCUUCUGUGUUUAAUUUAGAAUUUAUGAAAAUUAGAGUUUAUAAAAAUUUUGAUACGCCAAUCCGUUAAUAUUAGCUUCGCUUCAGUGCCAUCCAAAGAGAAAAUUGAUUACGCAACGAUAUGAAGUAAAAAUUGAAUAUUAAAUCCAAUGAUAAAAAAAAUGAACAAUAAGUACCAGCAAUUCCCCCGUGGGACCGUGUUCGCGUUUCGGACAAUUCGUCGUUAUGCGACAGGUGAGUUCCACGUGCACGUACGUGUACAGCGAACGCGAAGGUUGCUCAAGAAUGUCCACUGUUUCGAUUAUAGUAAUCAGCCGCGGCGUGAGUAAACUGGUGUUUAAGAGACGGGGAUACUAUUUAUUUGUCGUGUAUUACACGUGUGACGUGUCCCGUACGAGUCACGUUACACCUCCGAGAGCACGGCAAUUGCGCCAACAGAGUAUUACACGUUUCGGCUUUUUCUUGCUUUAUGACGCCAGUACGUCCCGCCCACACUCGUAAAACGAAACGUAUCUCAACCAUCCUAUCUCCCUUCCUUUCUUUCUCUCUCCUCUUUCUCUCUACACUCCCUCGAAUUCGGCAUUUGCAAAUACGCCGGUAAGUCGCGACGUUCUCUUUCUCUCUGUCUAUCCUCUCGCUCUCUUCAGAGUGGAAAUUCGAUUCCGGCGACGCGCGGUCUGAGAUACAACCGCGAAGGGCUUCUUCUCUUCCUCAGGGUCUCUCUUUCUCUUACUCCUUCGCUCUCCCUUGCGCCUCCGGCACACGAGUCUUACGCUUACUUACGGACUUACGGACUUACGUCUGAGACGCGCGGAAGGAAGAAGCCGGAGACGUCUCGCGGGCCCCGCGGGCUAAUCGUUCUAACGAGAUCACGCUAUAUUAUUCCGACUCGGCUAAUCUUUAUUAAUCUCGUUUUCACUCGAGGCGCGUGCGUCGCAUUUCUCGGCGAGUCCGAAUGUUUCGCGGAAGUGAGCGAGUGAUAGUCCCCCCGUGGGUGCCCCUCGGCGUCUCAAUUGGCGUGAUCGCGGCAAACCGUGACGGUUUCCAUCAUACGAGCAUAGUCCAUCAUACGAGCAUAGGAUACGACGUGUGAGGUAGACUGCAGCUCGUUACGGAAAGAGAGACUUUUUUUAUCGCAAGUGAAAAUACUAAGGUCGCCGUUUGGGGAAACUUCGUAAGCGAUUUUUUAAUUAUGGUUGAUUUACAAUAGGCUUGUAGAAGUGGCGAGAAACCUGCAUUAUAUUUCACGAGCACGCGAAUAUAUAAAAUAUUUUUCAAAUAUGAAAAUAUAUAUUUUCUUGAAACCUUACUUUCUCAUAGAAAAGCAAUUGUUUAUUCUUUUUGAGUAAGAAAAAUUUAGAUUUAAGAAAAUAUGUUUUAGUUGCAUCCACACCCAAAAAAUAUUUAAAACAUUUUUUUUUUAAUGUUUUCUUUUAGUGUAAAUAGCUUAACCUUAUAUAUCUCAUACGUACUCUUUCUAGAAAUCUUUUUAAAAAAUCACUUAAGAAUUUUCAAAGAUGACUUGAUAUUUUUGCGCUUUUAACUCAUUAUUUUAACACUAAAAAAUUAAUCUCUUCCUUCAAUUGAAAUGAUAAAUUGAUGAAUGAUAUGAAAAAGACGUGGGGAGGGAAUACAAAUGAGUACAUUUAAAAAACGUAGGUGGUAACGGUCAAGGUUAAUAAUACGGAUUAGUAAUAAUAAUCAGGAAUUCAUUAAUAAUCCGAUGACAUCAUCUUAUACAAACCAGACAACUGACUGAGAUAAAUCUUAUCUUAUGUCAAGAUCAUGGGAUAAAUUUCUAGUCAGGGCACUGCAGGACGCGGUCGCGUUUUACGUAUGGAGAAACGGAGCUAGCGUUCUGGAACACAAGGCGAGCCUGAAUCACGGCGAUUCGCGGCGACGUGCCGUUUGAUCUCUCGCUAAGACGCCCGCUAAACACUGCCUUACACCGCCAACGUACCGCGAGAGUCGAACUUUCUAAUCGGUAACCGCGCGCGCUGCUCGAUAUCGUCGAAUAACGUUUCGUUGUCUUCUUUAGAGGAGAGAAAGAAAGAGAGAAAGAGAGAGAGAGAGAGAGAGGGGGGGGGAGGAAAAAGAAUACUUCGACAUGUACUCUCGAUCAUUACAAUCUAUACGGGGAUCGAGGACAUCGGUAAAAGCCACGGCAGUCGGCCAGGAAGAUGCGCGAAUAGAAAUUCGUGGCUCUCCGACGAGCCGAGUUCCUCGCCGAUCUCUACUCGUGAGCAUCUCGUUACCUGGCACGACGAUAUGGAGAUUUUAUUCAGAAAAUUACAUUCUCUAUAAUGCGAUUCGUUCCACUUCUUUCUUCCCGAAUUAAAAUCUAUAUGGGAUUUCCAAUCGUAGAUUCAUCUCGAAGGAAACUCACAAUUGACUUUCACUCCACAAGCAGAUUUAAAACUUUACAUUAAAAAUGUCAGAUUUAAGAAUGAGAGCGGAGUGUGUGUGUGUGUGUAUAUAUUGAUACUCUAACAUCUAAAUUAACUGAUAACACAGAGUCAUCUUAUUCGAAUCGGACGAUUGUCGGAUCUAUUAGUCAGGAAUUAGAAAUUCGAUGAUAAUCAGAAGGUUAGGAACUGAUAAAAUAACAUCACAGGUAUAUACGACGCCGAAUAUCGGGCGGUACCGUCGGCAUGUUAGCAAGAGAAAGAGAAAGAAAGAGAGAAAGAAAGGGGUAUAUCACGUCACUAGAGCGCGUCUUCGUCGGAUCGCGACAUCGCUCGUGGCGCGCGUUUUUGGCGCCCGUCAUGCAUUGCGCGGGCAUCGUCGAUCUUUUUGCGCCGAGCAGCCAUUAUGGACACAUCGGGCGACAUCGGUCCGCAUUUUACGCGCCUUUUGUCCGUCGAAAGUGAGUCUCGCGCAGAGAUAACUAUUGGGAGUGCCGAAAACAGCGACGUGCGAUCGUCGGGACGUCUCGUUGCAAAAGUUUCUUCAAGAGAAGCGUCAGGCGGAACCUGACGUAUUCGUGUCGAGGGAGCAGGAACUGUCCCAUCGACCAGCAUCAUAGGAACCAGUGCCAGUUUUGCCGCUUGAAGAAGUGCCUGAAGAUGGGCAUGCGCCGGGAAGGUAUGCACUCCGUGCAGAGGGGGCGGGUACCACCGUCGCAACCCCAGCUGCCGGGUCUGCCGGGCCAGUUCGCCCUCACGAACGGAGACGCGGUCGCGUGUGCCAACUUGAACGGACACUCUUACCUCCAGUCGUACAUAAGCCUGCUCCUCAGGGCGGAACCUUACCCGACCACGAGAUAUGGCCAAUGCGUACAACCCAGCAGCAACAUCAUGGGCAUUGACAACAUGUGUGAGCUCGCGGCAAGGCUGCUCUUCUCGGCGGUCGAGUGGGCCCGCAACAUCCCGUUCUUCCCGGAUCUCCAGGUGACGGACCAGGUCGCCCUGCUCAGGCUAGUGUGGAGCGAGCUGUUCGUCCUGAACGCGAGCCAGUGCUCGAUGCCUCUCCAUGUGGCGCCGCUCAUCGCGGCGGCGGGCCUGCAUGCCACCCCGAUGGCGGCGGACCGCGUGGUCGCCUUCAUGGACCACAUCAGGAUCUUCCAGGAGCAAGUGGAAAAGCUCAAGGCGCUACACGUCGACACCGCGGAGUACAGUUGCCUCAAAGCUAUCGUCCUCUUCACCACAGACGCCUGCGGUUUGUCGGACGUGGCGCACAUCGAGUCCGUCCAGGAGAAGUCGCAGUGCGCCCUGGAGGAGUACUGCCGGUCGCAAUACCCGAACCAGCCGACGAGGUUCGGCAAACUGCUGUUGCGACUGCCGUCGCUGAGGACGGUGUCGUCGCAAGUGAUCGAGCAGCUUUUCUUCGUGCGGCUGGUGGGCAAGACGCCGAUCGAGACGCUCAUCAGGGACAUGUUGCUGAGCGGCAGCAGCUUCAACUGGCCCUACAUGACCACGAUGUGACACUCUGUCUGGCGGCAGCUGGCUUCCGCAUAAUACUGUCACUAUACCUGGGGCGACGUCGCAGCGCUCGGCUCGCCGCGACCCGGACUCGCUCAUGAAUAGAGAGAAGGAAAGAGAGAGAGAGAGAGGAAAAUAGAGGGAGAAAGAAAUAGAAAAGCAAGCAUCGCGGGUCCGCGAAGCUCGCUGACACGACGAAAAGGACGACGGACGCACGGGCGCGACACCUUGACGUUGCCGUCGUCGUCCGCCAAGUCGCGCGUCCAAGAGACGACGUCGGAAGCGCGCGUCCCGAACGAAUGUCGUUCCCGUCGACGUUGUUAUUAGCCCGGUUACGCGGUCGCGACUUUCGCCGGCGUGUCGUGCCGUGACACGCGACAACGCCACGUGAUCGACCCGCUUCUCUAGGAGACCUCGUCUCCGGGAGAGAGAGCGUUUCUCGAAACGUUGAGGCGCGAGGACCGGCGGUCGGACUCGUGGCGGAAAUCAGGAUUUUAGUCAGAACUCGAAGUUUCUACGCCGACGUAACGCGACUCGACAUCGAGAAGAGGAAGAGGACACACCAACGAACGCGAAGAUGGCAAAAUUGAAGAGGGAAGAAACAUACGACGGAGAGGGGGAGGCUCGCAGGAGGAAGAAUUAAGCAUGGUCAUUAACGAAGUUCGACCGAGAGUGAUAGGAUAAUGCGCGCGAAGCGGAGAGAAAAGUGGGCGUGUGGAGGAGACGUCGUCUUGUUCGUCGAACGACGGGGAGGAAUCUCGGCGAGCGCGGUAAGACGGGGGAGAGAGAGAGAGAGAGAGGGGGGAGGGGGGAGAGAGAGAUAGGGAGAGAGCGAGAAGAAAAGAUGUAAUAAAGACGUUGCUCAUUCAGAGAAUCGCGGAGGCGCCAAGUGGCCCGACAGCGCGUCCAGGAACAUCCACUGGGCGUUCAAACUUGGUACUUGCUAAAGUGGUCGAGCGAGCGAGAGAGAAACAGGGAGGGAGAGGGGGGAGAUUGUGCGUGCGAGGGACUUGUCAGUUGUGUUUGUGUGUGAGUGCGCAUGUUGCGUGAGCAAAAGAGCGAAACAGAGCGAGAGUAUGAGAGAGUGAGAGAGGGAAGCGUGGGGCCCAGGGGGUAAUAGAUAGAUAGAUAAGCGUUUUGUUGUAUCUCUCCUGGCUGAAGAAUGAAAUAGAGGGGAAGAGAGGCGGUUGGAGAGAAACAGGGGGUGAGGGUGGAGGGAGGGUCGGGCAGGAGAAGGGGGGAGGAGGAGGACGAGCGUGGCGUGAAGAAGUCAUAAAUUAGCAUUUAUAAUCAACGACGGGGGAGAGCCGGUGGAUCUCCCAUCGCUAUCUCGAAUCAAUCUUCGCGCCGAGUACUCGCUAUUAGUCGAGUCAUGCCAUGGGCCUUAGUCAUUCGUCUUGACGCCUCUUCUACGAGAGCCUGCGUUCUCCGAGAGUCCACGGCCCAUGGUGGUGCAUUCUUUCAGAAAUAUCCCUUUCAGUCGACGACGAGACAAGACGAGACUCUGGUUCGAUGCUCCCGCAGAUCUAAAUCACUCCAACAUUGUUCGCCCUUCGCCCAACUUUUCCGUGACUUUUGGAAACGAGUCGGUUCUCCCCGCAUGGCCACGUGAUCGACUAACAUAGCACUUGAAUCACCGCGCAAGGGAUUUUCUGAGGACCUUAGAGAUGUGAUCUUAGUCUUUGUGUUAAAGUGUAUCUUUUAAAUUAUUUGCGUAAUUCUCGUUUGUUUGCGGAUUGGUGGCAAGUUCAUCCUUCUUCUUCUUUUUGUUUCUUAUUUUUUUUUUUGUAAUUAGCACGCACUCACUUCAGCAUGCAUUCAGAAUAAUUCCGAGAGACGCGGCUGAGGAUCGUCCGGCUCUUUCCUCCGCGCCGCUCUUCGCGCUUUGCAUUUUCUCAUCUGUUACGUUUUUACUAAAUAAAUCGCUUGCGGUUCGUUGAAUUUGCAUCGUUUCACCUCGUUUUUCCGUCUUAGUCUUAAGGAUGAAAUCUCUUGUAAAGACCACGCUGCGCGACGUUGUCGUUUGUCGAAGUUUGUCUAUAUAUACAUAUUUAAAAGUAAAUAUAUAUUGUACAAAUUUUUAUAUAUACACAUACACAUAGUACUUAGAUAGAGAAGAGCGAAGAGUCGGGCUUCAUCGGCACAUCCGGUAUCUUAGCGAGACGACCUUAUCGGUGUAAGAACAAGAGAAAAAACGAAAGGGGAAAAGAGAUUGUUCGUUGUAAGUAGAAUGUAAAGCGAGGAGCAUUGCGAUCGACGUGAAAUCACACGGGAGGAACUUGUGAAAUCACGCGAAAGUGAAUCGAUUCUCUUUGCGUUUCCGCGGCGGUACCGUGCACGCGUACAGCGGCUUUCCUGCGAAAAUAGAGCGCUUAAAGACGCGAAACGAUCGCGUAUCUUCACUUAACGUAUUAUAGGGAUUACGGCGAUGAUCCCGACGGCGAGAUCUCGUCUCGGGAAGCGGCUCUCCCCUUGAGGGAGAGGAAGCAUCGUGCGGCACGACGAAAUCCCACACACGCGAUGUUCAACUUGGAUGACAAUACCGCGCGAUAUCAACUGAUAUUAUAUCUUGUAAAUACGAUAUUUUUACUUUGGGUUACUUAAGAGCGCACGCGGCGACACACGAUCAAGUGCGAUACGAUGUCUUCUCUUGUAUGCCAGUGCCAUUGCGCGUGUCACGUCAUCGUGUUACGAUUCAUUUCGCGGAGCUCACAGGAUCGGUCGGUCGUCCGAAAUCCACAAAACACACGGUGAACACGCGACGACGUCGCUGCGACGUCCGGCGGAAACACGCCAAGGUGAAUCGGGAUUGUCCAGUUGCAUCGACUAUUUCAAAAUAUUCAGGGCGAAAUCUCGCGAAUCUCCGAUCACAGGAUCGCGCGUUACGUUGGUUAAUUAUGUCCGCGAUUGUUAAUGAUGAAAAACUUGGAUGGCGAUCCUGAUGACUCGUUAGGAUUGUAAAGGAGACCGACAACUUGGCCUGUUACGUCCUCCGCCGCUUGCGAUCCACGUUUUGUUAUUUAUAAUAAUUAAUAAAAGCUCUGAAGACAAACCAUGUUUUUCUUUUUUGUUUUGUGACUCCUGCCAACUUUAAUCGGUGAACGCGCUAUUAUUUAUGCAUUCUGCGUUGUUAACGAGAAAAAUUAAUGCGAUUAUAUUAAUAUGAUAGAAUAUCGAUAAUUUGUAAAUCUUUCUCCAGAGAGAUUCCGAAACUUUUCGGGAGAAACGUGAGCUCGGGAUGUAACGGGUUCAAGUCGAAACGCAACGCUACGAGACGUAUAUAUACAUAUAUCGAGGUAUAUUUUUGAUUGAAAUGUGAAGAAUAUUCGAUACUGCUCGUCGCUGAGUCUCCGAUGAGUCGACGUAAGAGAGACAUGUAAAGAUAAGAUAGCUGCGAGUUGAAUAUGCGAGAAAAUAAGGACGGUGCGGCGGAGUGAUACGUGUGUGUAUUAAUGCGAAUGCGGUGUACGUGUGUGCGUGAAAAUUAGUAUGAAAAAGGAUAAAAGUGUGCACAUGUGUGAAUGUGUGUGUGUGCGCGCGUGUAGGGGAGAGAGAGAGAGAGAGAGAGAGAGAGAGAGAGAGAGAGAGAGAGAGAAAGGGAGGGAGGGAGGGAGGGAGGGAGGGGAAGAGAGAGAGAGAAGUAUGAAAGUGAGGUCGCAAAAUAAUGUGAUAUAUGUACGUCAAAAUUGAAACCCGAUUUUUCGAAACGGUGCUUUUUCUAUCUUAUAAAUAUUGUACAAUAUAUACAUAUACACAAACAGACACACGCGCCCGCGCGCAUACGCACACAUACACGCCACACAUAUGCACACAUGUAUACAAACACGGAUUCAGCGCGUUGUAUAGGGUUGUUUAAUGAUAUUAUGAAGAGAUAUUUGAAUACUACGUUAUAAUAAAUGUGGCAAUGUCGAGCUAGUUACUUAGUGGAGCACUUAGGGGUGUAUGGGAUAUUUGUAAUAUUUUUAAGCAGCGGUCGUUCCUUGAUAGGGGAGGUUCUGCGAUUGGCUAACCUCGAGCGGGAUCCAGUUAACGGUAUCGCGACCGGAUCGCACGCAACGCGAGUCUUUUACUACUUCGGGAAGACGCCGGAACUCGGAUUCGAGGAGGUGGUGGACGAUCGCUAUCGCGCAUCGAGUACUUAAACGCUUAGAGUGUCCGGGCGAUGUCGCCCGCCGGGAAAUCCGAAAACUUUCACGUCGCCGACAGACAAUUGCCCCGGGAAUGCACAGUCCUCGUUUUACCGACUCGAGCCGCUACUACUCUGUCCAAGAAAAACGAAACAUAGACACAACACAUAUCCUUUAUCGACACGCUCCCUCGAUUCUACGUAAACUCGUCCCUCCGACUCGUGGAUCCUCCUCGAGGAUGCUCGUCGACAAUGAUGCGGUUGCUCACGAAACUCAAAAAUGUAUUAUAAUACCGAUUACGAGCGCGUGUGCGCACACGUCAGAGCGCGAAUGACGUUCUAUACAUAGCUAUGUAUAAAGUCGUGAACAUUUUUUGUAUAAAAGACGCGUGUAAAUAAUUAAUAUAUAAAUAUAAAUACAUAUAAAUAUAUAAAUAUGAAAAUAUAUGAACAUAUAUAUAUAUAUAUAUAUACAUAUAUAUAUAUAUAUA
Molecule: messenger RNA, 17583 nt
Organism: Odontomachus brunneus
Lineage: Eukaryota; Metazoa; Arthropoda; Insecta; Hymenoptera; Formicidae
Gene: svp
Product: steroid receptor seven-up, isoforms B/C
Exons: 4
Coding region: 12112-12969 (285 amino acids)
Biological process (GO): regulation of transcription by RNA polymerase II; cell differentiation; anatomical structure development
Molecular function (GO): zinc ion binding; nuclear receptor activity; RNA polymerase II cis-regulatory region sequence-specific DNA binding
Source: RefSeq, a predicted model, not a curated record